GGUUUAAUAAGAAACUAUUGAAUAGAUGUUGCACAAUUUCAAGUAAUCCAGGAAGCCCCAAAGUCAUAGAAUGGAUGGAUUAUAAAGAAGGAUUUUACUAACAUUGAAAUGCAGUUUUCUAUCUGGCAUCUAGAAUCCAAGGAAUCUGUAAGACUUGAAACAAGAAAAGUAGAAGACUGCCUGAGGAAAAGAAGUAGCUCAAGUUAUGAGGAACAUUAAUUUGUGGAAGCCUAAGCUACUCACUCUUCUUUCUGUUUACUGCCUAUGGAUUUCUACAGUAUAUUGUACUUUCUUGAUUAACUGUCAGAAUUUAUGUACAAGUGGCCUGGAAGGAGAGCUUGGCAAUAAUGCUUGCAAUGUUAGUGACAUCAGUGGAGCCUGUGCACAGGGAUGUCAAUUUUGGAAUACAACAGUGCAAAAAAGUUGCCCAUUGCAAUGUAAUCAGACUUACAUCAGAGCAUGUGAGAGAGUUUCCUGUAAAUUUGGCUGCAGCUGUGCAGAGGAGGCUUAUGGUGCUGAAGUACAAGGUUAUUUGAACACACCUACAGCACCAUUUGCAUCUUCCAUUGGAAGCCACAAUAUGACACUAAGAUGGAAGUCGGCUAAUAUCUCUGGCGUGACAUACAUUAUUCAGUGGAAGUACAAUCAACUCCCUGGAGACUGGAGGUAUACUGAGGUAAUAUCUGAGCAUUCGUACACAGUGGGUAACCUUCAACCCUUCACACAGUAUGUGUUUCGAGUAGUUUGGAUCAUCACAUCUCAGAUACAGCUCUAUUCUCUGUCUAGUCCCAGUUACCGGACACAUGCAUUUGGAGUUCCUCUGACAGCUCCUAUCAUUAAAGAUAUUCAAAGUGCGGGCCCUGACACCGUGGAAGUCAGAUGGUCUCCACCGCUCUUUCCCAGAGGAUUGAUUGUUGGCUAUAAUUUACUAUUAACCAGUGAAAAGCAGGAACUGCGCACAGCCUCCAGAGGUCAUAGUUUCCAGUUCUAUUCCACCUUUCCAAACACUACUUACAGGUUUACCAUUGUAGCUGUAAAUGAGGUUGGUGAUGGGCCACCUGCAGAAGCUAACAUUACUACUCCAGAACCUACAGUAAAGGAAAAAGUGAAAUGGCUCUUUCUAGCCAGAAAGCAAUCUCUAAGAAAGAGAUCCAUGGAGUUUUUCCUGGAAGCUGCAUGUUAUACAACAGAAUUUUACAGGUUUGUUCUCUCUCUUUCUCUCUCUACCAUAGGGAUUUCUGUAAACAUUUACCAGCAGGUUGUCUAUUUCUCAGAGGGAAAUUCUAUCUGGGUGAAAGGAGCUGCCAGCAUGUCUGAUGUGUCUGAUCUGAAGCUCUUUUAUGCUGGCCUGGGGAAAAUUACAUCCAUCUCAGUAGACUGGCUUUAUCAGCGGAUGUACUUUGUCAUAAAUGGAAAGGUAUGUGUCUGUAAUUUAGAGAACUGCACAGUUGUGGAAGAUCUUACUUCUCCUUCUAUUACCUCCCCUAAGAAAAUUGUAGCUGAUCCAUAUAAUGGGUAUGUCUUUUAUCUACUGGAGGAUGGAAUUUAUAGGGCAUGCCUCCCAGUCUAUCCUGGACAGGUCCCUGAAGCUUUGCCAAUUGUGAGAAUCAGUGCUCUGAAAGACUUUGUGAUAAACUCUCAGUCCAAAAGGCUAAUUUACUUCAACAAAACUGAUCAAUCCUUUGUGUCCAGCUUUCUGGAUGGUUCUGAAUUUAACAUACUGCGACCUCAAGUUUCAUUUAAAGACAUAGAGAGCUUUAUUUAUGAGAACAAAACAUUCAUUGUCACGGAUGGCAGGGCAGUUUUCCGUGAGGAGCUGUCUCCAGCUGGAAUCAAAGCCUUUAAUGAAUUUAUGGUGGAUUGUGAUUUUACCCAUGUCGAUUAUUUUGGAUACAACAAUUUGCUUUCUUACGGAGCAGCAACCCAGCCUUAUCCUUUGCCAGCUCAUCCUCAGCUGGUCACGGUGCUGUUUGGAUCAGACCAUGCUGUGAUCUGCUGGAGACCACCUGAACUUACCAUUGGAACCAGUUCUUCUGCCUGGCAGAAUUGGACUUACAUUGUGAAGGUAUCGGACCAGCAUCAGGCCCGUGAGGCUCUGGUUGUCUCUAACAUCAGUGGCACUAGGUUUACAAUGAAAGAGCUGGUCUUCUCCACUGCGUUCGAGGUGUCAGUGAGAGCUGUAUCUCCUGCUGGGGAAGGACCAUGGACAGAGCCUUUUAGGGGCACCACUUUAAAAGAAGUUGAAGAAGAACCUUAUAUCUUGGCUGUGGGAGAUGGCGGACUUUGGAAGCAGCCAUUGGAUAAUUUUGGGCCAGGAGUAUUCCUCUCUCCUGAUAUAAGGAAUGCCUCAGACAUAGACUGGUAUAAUGACACUCUUUACUGGAGCAACUCAACAGGGGAAGUUCAUAUGUGGUCGCUGAGCAGAACAACAGGUGCCAUUGAGAUGUCUCAUAUAUCUGACAUCAGAAAAGCAAGGAUAGUGGCCUUUGAUUGGUUGGGCCAGUACUUGUACUGGGCUGGCAAAGCAAAUAUGAUCUACAGAAAAUCACUGCUGGUAGGACACGUAGAUGUUGUGGUGCAUGCUGCAUUCCCGGUGAAGGAUCUUGUGGUUGAUGCAAUCAAUGGCUAUCUGUACUGGGCCACAACUUGCUCUGUGGAAAGCACCAGACUGAAUGGGGAGAACUACCGUAUGUUACAAGAGCAGCCCCGGUUUUCUGGUAAACAGGUAAUUGCUCUAACCUUGGAUCUCAGUGAUGGCUUCCUCUAUUGGCUUGUGCAAGACAGCCUGUGUCUAAAUCUGUACAGAGUAUCACUUUGUGGAGAGAGUUGUGGUGAUGCCAUAGUCACUGAAUUUGCAGGAUGGAGUUCUUCAGAAGUAUCCUACAGUGCACUGCUGUAUUAUAGUGGACGGCUGUUCUGGAUUAAUGGCUAUCGGUUCCUUACGAUACAAGAAAUUAAUCAGAGUAUUAACAUCCCCUUUUCGCAACCAGCAGAAUUUGCAACUUUUACCCUAGUUCAGAGGUCACUCAAACCUCUGCCAGGCAACUUUUCCUCCCCACCCAGGGUGAUUCCAGAAUUAAUUCUGGAAUCUUCCUUUAGAAUCGAAGGGAAUUCUUCACAUUUUCACAUCCUUUGGAAUGCUUCCAUCCCUGUGGAAUGGGGCACUGUCUUCUACUGCGUGGAGUCCAAAGUUCUACAGACCAGGCUUGUCGACAGUCAACGCUGCCUGCCUCCUCAGAGUCUCACAGUGCCAUCCUACAAAGUUGAAGGGCUGGAGCCCUAUAUACUGUUUGAUUUUACAGUGACUCCUUAUACCUACUGGGGGGAAGGACCUUCAACAUCCAUAUUCCUUCGAGCCCCUGAAGAAGUUCCUUCAGCACCUGCAAAUCCCAGAAUCUAUGUGUCACAUGGUGCAUAUGAAGGCAAACACAGAGCCUCAGUAGAAUUUAGGUGGAAUAAACCGAAGACAGAAAAUGGAGUAUUAACAAAGUUCAGAAUUUACUAUCAAAUAUUAAAUCAAAGUGGCACAAAUGAGACAUUUACAGAAUGGAAUAUAAGUGAUGUUACACCCUCUUUGAUGUCCUUUUCACUCCAAGAUGUGCUUCCCAGGCUGACAGUGAGGUUUCAGGUGCAGGCCUUCACAUCAGCUGGUCCAGGACCGCUAUCUAAUAUAGUAGAAGCUAACUCAUCAGAUCUUUUUCCAGUUCCAACUCUGAUAACUAUUUCUGCCAACACGUUAGUCAUUACUGACAUAGACAGAAAUCAGACCAUCCAGAGCCUUUCAGCAAAAGGAGGUAUAAAAGUUGUCUGUUACACUGCUGAUGACGAGACAAUGUAUUAUAUCCAGGAAGAUUCCCUUUUUCUUCUGAACGUACAGAAUAAUUCCAGGCUUCAGCUUUUCAGACAUGGAUUUCUCCGAAAUGUCACAGCUAUUACAAUUGACUGGAUUGCAAGACACCUCUUUUUUUCCUUGAAAACAUCACAGAAAGGAACUCAAAUACUACUUAUGGAUCUUGAACUCAAGGCAAAAUCUCUUAAAACUUUGAACGUUCAGUCAAGUAACCAAUAUUUAACUAUAUCAUCUCUCUCAACAUAUCCUUUCUUAAGCCGUCUGUAUUGGAUGGAAACCUUUGAUUCAAGCAGCAGGAUAUUUUAUGAUGAUAUUGUGAAUAACACCAUGCACCACAUUUUGGGACACGAGAUAAGAAGAAGCCACUGCAGUUGCAAUGUGACCAAAACAGAGCUUGGCAGAGCAAUGACUAUAGAUAUGUCUGAUUCUAAGAAAUCCCAGAUUUUCUUUAUCAAAGGAAGGGAUGAAAUCUGGGUCUCAGAUAUAGAUGGAUGCCACUGCUGGAAAGUGAUCAAUGUUCCUAAUCUUCAAGACAUGACAAUUGGCAGUUUGACUGUUGACAGACUGUUUAUAUACUGGACGGUUGUAGCAAAGGACUAUACGGCAAUUUAUCAAGCAAAUAAAGAAAGCAAAAUCCUCUUUUUUCAGGAAAGAACACAGGAACAGGUGCAAAUCUUAGCAUAUAGCACAGCCAUGCAGCCCUAUCCAGAUAAAGGGUGCCUGACCUUAGCUUCACAUGCCGAGAAACCUACUAUUCUCAAUAUUACAAACACCAGUUUUACAGUUUGCUUACCGCCUAUCAAAACACAACUUCACUGCACUGGCAUAACCCUCCCUACUCCAACAUACCUGGUUUACUAUGGAAAAGUUACUAAUGAUCUCAGGAGCUCAGCCCGCUGUAUGUCUGGCCUACAUUGUACAGUCAUGGAACUUCAGGAAAAUACAGCACUUAUUGAAGGCCUACAGCCAUUUUCAAGUUAUGUGAUACAAGCUGCUGUAAAAAACUAUUAUUCAGAUUCUUCGGAGCAGCCACCUUUGGGGAAAGAGACCAUUGGCAAAACUCUUUAUGGAGUACCAGAGGCAGUUAACAUCAUUGAGACAGUGGUUCUGUCUGAUAACACCAUCAAGAUAUCUUGGAAUGAAUCUUCACAGCCAAAUGGACCCAUAGACUCUGUCCGCUAUCAAAUUGCUAUCAACUUUUUACCACCAAUUCCUGCAACUCCUUUGAGAAAAAAUGAAUUUCCAAAUGGAACACUUGCUUGGUCUAUUAGCAGCCUCCAUGGUGGAACAUGUAACGUAUUCAAGGUUCUUGCCUUUCACCCCGAGAAGAACUGGUUUUCUGAGAGUGCCCUAGUGUUGGCGGAAACAUUUGAGACUCCACCAGUCCCAGUUAAUAUAACUGCCAGCAACACCAGUUGUGAGUUAGAAUGGAGGUCUCCUUUGCAAGGCAACAUAACCAGCUUCUGGUUUGAAUUGCAGAAGUGGCAAACCAAAAAUGACUGGUUUUGUCCUGUGAACAUCACCUGUACAACUGGUCCCCUGUACAAGUGUCAUCUCAUGGGUGUUCGUCCUAACACCAACUACUUUGUGCGAGUAGGAGUCGUUUACAUAACUGGAGCAAAAAGCACAUCAACUCCAGGAAGCUUUAAAACUAGGGCUGGAGUUCCAGGUAAACCGGGAAUCCCCAAAAUAGCAGAGGAGAAUAAAAAUUCUAUAGAGUGGGGAAAAGCCGAAGACAAUGGAAGCUCUCUUACCUACCACAUUUUAGAAAGCAGGAAGGGGUCCAAUAACACAAGCAAAAUGAAGCCUUCUUGGAAGGUGGUUUACAAUGGCUCUUGCAGCAGUGUGUGCAUGUGGAAGGCCAAGAACUUAGAAGGGACUUACCAGUUUCGAGCAGCAGCUGCAAAUAUGCUGGGACUGGGUGAAUACAGUGGCAUCAGUGGCGAUAUAGUGUUGAUUAAAGACUCUACAUCCGAAGGGGAGGCAACCAUCAUCAUAGCUGCUGUGACUGGAGCGAUUGCAUUCAUCUUAAUGGUGACUGCACUGUUUGCUUUUGGCUGGCACAGAAGAUGGAAGCUAAGAAAGUCUGCACAGCAUGGGCAGACAGUGCUUGUCAGGGAAGAUAAAGAAUUAGAUCAACUGCGGGGUCUGGCUGAUGUGGUAGGAUUGUCUAAUGCCUGCUACGCUGUAAGCACUCUCCCUACUCGGGCUGAGAUUGAUUCCCUGCCAGCCUUUCCUCGGGACAAACUGAAUUUGCAUAAUCUGCUGGGAAGUGGAGCCUUUGGUGAGGUGUACGAAGGGACUGCAGUAGAUAUUACAGGAGCUGGAAGUGGGGAGUCCAAAGUGGCUGUGAAGACUUUAAAGAAGGGUGCGACAGACUAUGAAAAGAGUGAGUUCCUGAAGGAGGCACAUUUGAUGAGCAAAUUUGAUCACCUCCACAUCCUGAAAUUACUUGGAGUUUGUCUGAUGAAUGAACCCCAGUACAUUAUCUUGGAACUGAUGGAAGGAGGAGAUCUACUCAGCUACUUACGAGGAGCAAGAGGACAAAAGUUCCAAGGUUCUUUGCUAAAAGUGGCUGACCUUCUGACUAUAUGUCUGGAUAUUUGCAAAGGUUGCGUCUAUUUGGAGACAAUGCACUUCAUUCACAGGGACCUGGCAGCUCGUAAUUGCCUUGUGUCAGUGAAGGAAUAUACCAGUCUCUUCCGAAUAGUGAAGAUUGGGGAUUUUGGACUUGCUAGAGAUGUCUAUAAAAACGAUUAUUACAGGAAAAGAGGAGAAGGGCUGCUUCCUGUGAGAUGGAUGGCACCUGAAAGUCUUAUUGACGGUGUGUUUACUAACCGAUCUGAUGUAUGGGCUUUUGGAGUCUUGGUUUGGGAAACGUUAACCUUGGGUCAUCAGCCGUAUCCAGGUUAUUCCAACCUUGAUGUUUUACAUCAUGUGCGAUCAGGAGGGAGGCUGGAGUUGCCAAAAAAUUGUCCUGAUGAUCUCUGGGACUUAAUGACAAGAUGCUGGGCCCAAGAACCUCUCCACAGGCCAACAUUCUGUUGUAUUCAGGACCAGCUGCAAGAACUGAGUAACUCUCCUAUGUUCUUCACUCCCCAGCUUGAGGAGAGCAUGUCUAGUGGAGUCCUCAACCAAGCCUUUGAAGAUGCAGAUGGUGAUGCCCCAUCUACUGGUUCACAAAGUACUAUUUCAGCGACUUUAAUGGAAUCCAGGAACGUGGAAGGCUUAAAUUAUUUGGUACUAGCCACAGAAAGCAGCCAAGAUCAGAAAACAGAGAUUCAAACGAGCUGAAUGAAAUCUGAUUCCUUCAGUCUGAGGAAAGAAGAGAAGGCACCACGUGCAGAUGAAGAAAUAAGCAAAGGAAAAUAUCCUGCACUCUGCCAUACUUUCAGCGAUCCUGAAGGUGUGAACUAUGCCUCUGAUCAUGACAAAUGAUCCGAUAGGGUUAUUUUCAGGUUAAGCACCUAGCAAGCAUGUGCCUGAUGUCAAAAUUAGAGAUGUCCUUUGAGGUUUUAUUUAAAAAGUGUAACGACUGAAAAUACUGGAAAAUAUUGUGAAGAUAGAUCAGAAUAGUAACCCAAGGACCUAGGAGUUCUUUGAGAAUUACUGAAUUUUAUGACCAUGUGGGUAUUUCAUAUGAGCUAGGUUAAUUGGACAUGUCAUCAGAUAAGAAGUGAUUUUACUGUGGCAUUAAUUAACUUCAACUCUCAAUCUAAAAUGUUGCGUUUUUACUAGAAGAUGAAGUUUUAGCAUAUAUCCAAUCAUGCUCAAAAGAGAGCAAUGAUAUGCUCUUACAUAUAAUUCAGGGUGACAUACAUGUGGCUUGUGUGCCACCGUAUUACAGUUCACGUGUGGCUCUUGCAGUCCCCUCAAGCUCUCCUAUUUUCUGCCUACCAGACUGGAGAGGAGGUGAGCUAGAGGCUUCUACCUGGUCGUGGGAUGGUGGGGUUAUGGAGUUCUCCCCAGCAGGAAGGGGGAAGCCCAUUGACUGCAUCACUGUGCUCCGGGCUUCAGUCCUGCAGGCGAUGCCUUCUGUGGCUUGAAGCUUCAGCAAGAGCAGAGCUGAAGCCCCACCACCAUGUCACCCAUUGGAAGUCCUGAGCCCUAGCAGGUGUGCCCAGCUCUUCUCAAGUUUAUCGUAUGCAAUUCAGAGGGUCAGUAAGUUUGGCCACCCCGAUAGACUUAUAAAGCUGGUUCUCACUGGCUUAUGUCAACAACGUCACCUGACAUUUGGCCCACAUUUAGAUUUUUGUAAAAACAAACUUUUGCAAAAGCGUAAGAAAAAUGGCAGUGUUUUUAUUACUUUAAUUUUCUGAAAUUCCAUUUGAAAUAGCUGUAACUGGAAGUCAGCCCACAGAUUGUGCCUCAUUUAUUUUACUUCUUAAUUUAAUAUUUUAUUUCUUAAUUUAAACCCAUUAAGUUGUGCACUAGUUUAUCUGUGGAUCUGUCUGAUCCUAUUUUUUAUUACUUUUGUCUUCUCUCCUCCUUUUUUUGUCAUAAUUAUUGUCUUGUUUCAUUAGGUUGUAACCUUUUCAGGGCAGUGGCUUACAAUGUUUUAUACUGUGGAUAGCACCAAUGGGGCUAUACAGGGCAUGGGAUGAUUCAGGAGUAUGACACAUCCAGUUAACAGAUCCUGCUGCAAGAACUUAGAUUAGCAGACGUCUCUACUUUUGAAAUUAAAUCAAACUGCUUGACAAGUUUUCCAAAUGGAAUGUACUGAAUAAAAAACAUGGAUAGUCAGUUGGAACCAUGAUUAUAAUUGAAUAAGUUACAGUUAUUAAAUAGCAUCUCUUGCAUUAUUUAUCAAUUGGUUAUUACAAUAGACUGUUUUCAUGCCAAUAUAUUGUAAUAAAGGAUGUAGGAAAGAAAGAAAUAACAUAUGGUACGUGGGCAGAGUUGUUUGGAAACAAAAGGCCUGAUCCUCAGCUAGCAUGUACCUCCAAAAAGUCUGGCUCAGAAUGUUUGUUAAAUGAGUGGA
Messenger RNA from Pelodiscus sinensis (Chinese soft-shelled turtle), 8831 nucleotides. The record is from RefSeq and is a predicted model, not a curated record. Lineage: Eukaryota; Metazoa; Chordata; Testudines; Trionychidae.